Molecule: messenger RNA, 1302 nt
Organism: Closterium sp. Naga37s-1
Lineage: Eukaryota; Viridiplantae; Streptophyta; Zygnematophyceae; Desmidiales; Closteriaceae
Source: the annotation of a GenBank genome assembly
AUGGCUCGCGCCAGUGGCGCCAGCGCCGACGCUUCAGGCGCCUCCGAAGCACCGCGAUCAGCGACCACGGCGGCCGCGGGCGCCGGUGCGAGCGAUCAACGCGCUCUGCUCGGCCGUGUGCUCGAACCGCCCCCUGCUGAUGUGCACUUGUGGGAUUCCCAAUGCUUCUCGGGCCCUGUGGUCGUGGCGCCAGUGCACGUCCUAAGCGACGAGUCAGUGUCUCAAGGGGAACCUGACCUUCUCCUUGACUCGCCUGAUCCUGGGGUGCAGGUUGAUUGGAACGUGGUCGCGGAGUCUGGACUAUGGCGGAUGUACUACUAUGGGAGGGAUGGCGAUGACUGGGCGAAAGGGGUUAAAGCGCUGCCUGUGCCGAUUGGCCGGGUGGGGCUUGCCGUCAGCAGGGACGGCGUGACGUGGCAACGUGUGAGAGGGCCGUUACCUGGCGGUGCUGUGCUGGAUCCCGCUCAGUCUGACGAGGCGUUUGACAGUGUCCACGUGGCAGUUGGUGACGUUUUCCGUGCUUGGAAUCCAGAACAUGUUGCUGGUGAUGAGUCGGAUUCAGCUGAUGAUGACUCAGCAUGUGCCAUUGACGACCCCGCAUCAUGCUCCAGUGAUGCUGAUACCAGCAUUGCUGCAGCAGCUGUGGACAGUACCAGCAUCAGCACCAACGGGCAGCAAGAAUGGUGCAUGCUGUACUCUGGGGGCAGCCUAAAACCUGUUGACCUGCCUGGACUGCCCGGAGUGAAAGCACAGGGCGCGGAGAUUCAAAUAGGAGCAGCGUGGUCGCGAGAUGGAGUGCACUUUAACGUCAGAUCAGAGAGGCCUGUGUUGGGAAAGGGUGCACGGGGGGAGUGGGAUCAGUUUGGUGUGUCCUGGCCUCGUAUUGUCCAGCUUCCACAGGCGUCUCCUGCUGCUGCUGCUGCUGCUGCUGCUGUUGAAUUUGGCAGCAGCAUUGAUCACCGUGUUAAGGCAGACCCGUCUGUUGCAGGUGACAUAUGGCUCAUGACCUACCACACACGCGGGCAGGAUGAGCAGGGGAAGGCCGGCUACGCUGCUGGUGCUGCUGUGUCCUGCGAUGGUGGCAAGUCCUGGCAGCGACUGGGGAAGGUGCUAUCUGGGGGGGACCCAGGGUUGUGGGAUGAGCAGGGAGUGUCUGUGCGCAGUGUUGUGGCAGUGCCAGCUGGCAAAGCAGGGCGGAGCAUAGAUGGGCUUGCUGCUGAAGCUGUUGUUGCUGAUACCGUUGGGGCCCGAGCCAGGUGGACCAGUGUUGAAGGCGAGGAGAGGGGAGGAGGCGUGGGAUAA